UGAGCGGAAGCAACUUCCACCAGGCACCAGCUUUCCCGUGCGUGAGAAUUCGCCAUCGCUUCCUUUAUUACUGCAGCCCUGCGAGCCUUUUCUUUUGUUUCCUUCCUGGGCCUAGAACGAUCAUUUUCGUUCUCAAAGUUUGGAAGAUCGGGUCAAUUCUCCACCCGGUGGACUUAGUCCCGAUAUUUAUAUACUCGAUUACCUUACACCGCUCAGUCUCGGGCCUGUUCGCUUAUCACUUAAAGGCGAUCGCUUUAUCGUGUCAUUCUGCUCCUCAGCCAUAAUGGCCCCAUUCGGCGAAACCGUUGCCGUGAUUGACAAGUCCGGCAAGGUAGUAAGCACGAGUAAACAAUUGUUUGGUGUUUUCAGCCAUGCCAAGAAUGCCUAUCGCGACCGCAAGGCCCAGUUCCAAUCUGAACGUAAUGCCGUCAUCGCCGAAAAAGAGGCCCUGAAGGCAUUGCAAAACUACACCAUUGACGAUGCCCCCUCAGUCGCCUCAUCCCGGAGGAGUCGUUCGCGACACCAUUCGGGCCGCAGUCAUCACUCCCGACAUUACUAUGACGACGACUACGAAUAUGAAUACGAACGGGAUCGCGGUUCGGUUGCAGACUCUCACUACGCCCGUCCACAGGACCUAAUUCGUCGGCACACCCAUCAUGAUAUUAGCAUGCGGGACCCCGGGGCCCGGCCGACCGCUAGUCGCUCCAAAUCUCAUGCGCACGUUGACAUGGACUUGGCAUACGGCGACUACAAUCCCCAAGCAAUGACAAAGCAACCGUCCCCACAAGCCGGCCAGCUGCAGAAGAUUGAAGACCCGGAACUGAGCGGCCUGGUGAACCGCGCCCAGUGGCUUAUAGAAGAAGCCAACUGUGUGCACCACAGUGCGACAGCAACAAUCGCGCACCUUCAGAAGAACCCGGAUGCCAUGGCCGCCGUUGCACUAACCCUAGCGGAGAUCAGUAACAUAGCUUCGAAGAUGGCCCCGGCCGCACUGUCGACGCUCAAAUCGGCCGCGCCCUCCAUUUUCGCACUGCUUGCUAGCCCGCAGUUCCUCAUCGCCGCCGGUGUCGGUCUCAGUGCGACGAUUGUCAUGUUCGGCGGCUAUAAGAUUAUCAAGCAGAUGACUGGUAACGGCAACGAAGUCACUCGUGGGCCCGGCCCGCGGCCCGAAGAGUCCGCUGCCAUGGAUGACAUGGUGGAGAUCAACACCGAAUGCCUGAGCGGCGUUGAAAUGUGGCGGAGAGGUGUGGCCGACGCUGCCGACGAGAGCGUUGGCACAUCAGUCGACGGUGAAUUCAUCACCCCGACUGCUGCUAUGAUGUCGGGCAUUGACGUAACCACCGCCCGCAUGAUGCGGGAUCCUCGGUUUAAGUUCGAUGACGAGGAAUCGAGAGCAUCCUCCCAUCGGUCGCGUCGCUCACGGGCCCCGCGCUCUCACGCGCCGACUCGAGUAGACGACCGGCCAGAGUCGUAUGUUGCCUCAAGAGCACCGACCAAAUCCAUCUUCGGCACUCCAUCGAAAGCAUCAUCCUAUACUCCGUCGAGGGCCCCCACCAAGGCACCCUCUCGGGCUCCCACCCGAGGCCCAUCUCAUGCACCCUCCAGAGCCCCGUCGAAGGCCGAAUCCCAUCGUUCUCACCGCUCGGAUAGAGACCCCCAACCCAAAGAGAAAAAGAAACGAUCCAGCAAAUUACGACUUAUGUUCACGGCUUAAUUCUCCCACUUCCUCCCUCUAUAUCCUUAAGCGACAGACUAUGCCCGCCAUUGUAUACGUUACUGUACAUAUUUUAUUUGAUAUGAUGGCCCCAGCCCUACGAGAUACGUCAUCACGAAUGACCUGCACAUGACCGACAGAUACCAGUAUGAAACGACGCCACCCUUUUCUUUACGUGUAAUUUUCUUUCUGUUCACUCCGUCCGGGACCAGAUCCGACGGCUAUUUUUAUCUAGUCGUUGCAUAUUUACGGCGUUGGAAAUGAUAUAUUUCUUUUCUGUCUAAUCAUGUUCUAGAUCGGAGGGUUCUAUAUGUUGCUUAUUAUCAUCGAUGCGAAUUCCCCUAUCUGGACAUCAAACCAAAAGUGCUUUCAAAAGUGUACCACAAUCGAACAUAUUUGGAAACAAGAUCUCCACAAUUCAAUUUAAUCGUAGAUAUAUAUAUAACUAACCUAGGAACAACAAUCAGGUAAAACCAUCAACCCGAC
Messenger RNA from Aspergillus alliaceus, 2200 nucleotides. RefSeq lists its product as uncharacterized. Lineage: Eukaryota; Fungi; Ascomycota; Eurotiomycetes; Eurotiales; Aspergillaceae. The transcript is spliced from 3 exons. The record is from RefSeq and is a predicted model, not a curated record. Bases 284 to 1714 code for a protein of 476 amino acids.